Molecule: messenger RNA, 474 nt
Organism: Nicotiana tabacum (common tobacco)
Lineage: Eukaryota; Viridiplantae; Streptophyta; Magnoliopsida; Solanales; Solanaceae
Source: RefSeq, a predicted model, not a curated record
AUGUCGAAUUUGUCAAAGCUUGAAUUUAUGACACUUGACAUCUCUGGGAAUAACUAUUUAUCAUGGGUACUUGAUGCUGAAAUUCACCUUGACGCUAAAGGUCUUGGUGACACUAUUAAAGAAGGAAAUGAAGCAUCAAGUAAGGAUAAGGCGAAAGCCAUGAUUUUCCUUCGCCGUCAUCUCGAUGAAGGGUUAAAAAGUAAAUAUUUAACCUUGAAAGAUCAAUUUCAAUUAUGGACUGGUUUGAAGGAACGACAUGACCACGUAAAAGCCACAGUAUUGCCAAGAGCUCGUCAUGAGUGGAUGCACUUACGGCUACAGGAUUAUAAGACCAUAAGUGAAUAUAAUUCUGUUGUAUAUAGAAUAAUUUCCCAACUAAAAUUAUGUGAGGAACCUAUGAAUGAUGAGGACAUGCUGGAAAAGACUCUUUUCACUUUUCAUGCCUCAUAUGGUGUUACAGCAGCAAUACCGUGA